Messenger RNA from Daphnia pulicaria, 1328 nucleotides. RefSeq lists its product as uncharacterized. The coding region runs from base 1 to 816 and encodes 271 amino acids. The record is from RefSeq and is a predicted model, not a curated record. NCBI's taxonomy places the organism in Eukaryota, Metazoa, Arthropoda, Branchiopoda, Diplostraca, Daphniidae. The transcript has 3 exons.
AUGCAGAAAUCGUUAAAUUGCACUCUACAGACUUUGAACGACACGUUGCAGCGAAUGAGCACGCAAGAAGAGCGUUAUCAAGUCGUACUAAGUCAGCUCCAUUUUGAUAUGGCCGAAUUAAAAACCUCGGCGUACAAACUGGCAGAGGAGAAUCUGGUCCUUCGAGCUCAGACAAUUGAACAGCACUUGUUUCUUAUGGUGGUUGAGGUGAUUGUCAUAGCAGUGUUGGUCGUCUUCCUUCUACGUAAUUUUACGCGGCCACAAUUUAAUCAGCCACCCGAUCCUCGUCAUUCUCCGACUCACCGACAAAAAGAGCACCAGCCAGCUCCAUUAGAUUUCCGGCUCGAGGUCGGUCAGAAGGUUGAAGAAGUCGAGAUGGUCAAAACAACUUUGCCCGUGUCCCUGAAUAUGUCAGAAAAGGCCUUGCAGCCAUACAAGACGAAAACUCAGGUUAGUCCAACACCCAGUCUUGCCGACAGCUCGAGCUCCGGAUGCGAGUCAGCUUUCAGUUUCCCAAAUUCAAAUUGUACAACAACGAGUCGCGAUCCAAGUCCAGUUGAUGGUAACAGAGCUAGGGGCAAAUCGAGCAAGAGUGGUAGCAAGAAACAGCAGAAGAAAAGGAAACAAAGUCUUAAUAAUGUCCUCCCCAACGACAAAGCAUCCAUCUACCACUCGAAAGAUGCCAGGUCAACUAUACACCCCCCAAAAAUUCGCCUCAAAUCUGACAAUUGGGAAUGGCACUCUCGAGCUAAAAUCCUUGCAGCCCAAUUUAUUAAAGAAAACUACCAAACGAGUGGAAUGCGAAGUAGCUUUUAAAAGAAAGGAGCGCAGAAUCAUAAAAAAAGAAUAAGAAUCUGUACAGAGGAAACGAAAAAUUCCAAUGACCCUUACUUUUUUUUUGUACUUUUCUUUUUGAAGAAAAAGGGACAUUUGUUGUAUUUUUCUAGAUUGAUAGUUGAUUGAUUAAAAUGUUGACAGGGAAAAGGCCUAAAUCGGAUAUCCGCAUUUAUUAUUAUUUUUUUUUAGAGAUUGUUAUUCCGGCUCUAGUCGUGACAAUUGGAAAUGAAAAGCAAGCAAAAAAAAUAAUAAUAUCCUUUUCCCCUUCAUUGUAUGAUUCGCGAAAUUUUGCGCUAUUUCGUGUGAUAUUUUUGAUGACUUACUUACUGUACUUUUUCACGCGUUUCUUUAUCCUCCCAUCCGAAUACUUGCCCGUUCCGUUUCGGCUGACUUUUGAGACACAAAGGUAAAAACAAAAACAAAAAAUUUGGAAACCCGGAGCGGAUAAUCUCGUCAUUCUUUAAAAGUGUUAAGGACUCACCGGUAACUAG